Andrographis paniculata is the source of this 753-nucleotide messenger RNA. RefSeq lists its product as uncharacterized. Gene Ontology annotation, molecular function: nucleic acid binding. The record is from RefSeq and is a predicted model, not a curated record. Bases 1 to 753 code for a protein of 250 amino acids. The transcript is spliced from 2 exons. Gene Ontology annotation, biological process: DNA integration. Lineage: Eukaryota; Viridiplantae; Streptophyta; Magnoliopsida; Lamiales; Acanthaceae.
AUGAUUAAGCCAUGGCCAUUCAAAGCUUGGGCGUUGGAUGUAAUAGGGAAAAUUCAUCCGACGCCAUCAAAACAACAUUCAUUCAUUCUGGUAGCAACUGAUUAUUUCACCAAAUGGGUAGAGGCAGUCCCUUUGAAGAAUGCGACACAUAACGAGGUGAUUGAGUUCGUGCUUAAUCACAUCGUCUAUCGGUUUGGGAUUUCACACACUCUUACAACCGAUCAAGGGUUGAUGUUUACUGGGGAGAAAUUUGUUGAGUUUUUAGCCGAAUUUAACAUCAAAUUGCAUCACUCUUCACCAUAUUACCCACAGGCUAAUGGGUUGGUCGAAGCAGCAAAUAAGAUUGUCAUCGAAUUUGUUGUGUCUUCACCCAGAGUUACAACAGCAUGUAUUGAUGAGGCAUAUGCACAAAAGAUGUGGCAACAACUAGAGGAGGUGGACACAGAUCGUUUGAAUGCUUUGGAUCAAGUGGUUAGACAGAGCGAGAUUAGAGCAAAAUAUUAUGGAAAAAGAGUGUCCCCAAGGUUGUUUACAGAAGGAGAUUUGGUCUGGAAAACAAUUCUGCCUACGUAUAAGAAGGUGGACCAAUUAGGGAAAUGGUCCCCCAAUUGGGAAGGUCCUUUCAUCAUUCAUAAAGUGAUUGGGAAUGGAGAUUUUAUUAUCGUAAAUCAAGAAGGAAAGCUGGUACAUGAGAAUAUUAAUGCUAAGUAUCUGAAAAUGUGUUACCCUGCCUUUUUAGAACAUUGUCAUUAG